Molecule: messenger RNA, 1644 nt
Organism: Sorex fumeus (smoky shrew)
Lineage: Eukaryota; Metazoa; Chordata; Mammalia; Eulipotyphla; Soricidae
Gene: IL4I1
Product: interleukin 4 induced 1
Exons: 8
Coding region: 1-1644 (547 amino acids)
Biological process (GO): amino acid catabolic process
Molecular function (GO): polyamine oxidase activity; L-amino-acid oxidase activity
Source: RefSeq, a predicted model, not a curated record
AUGAUUCUGACUGCAGGGCUGGGGAAGGCCGAGAAUGUCCUGGGCCCCUCCCAGGACCUCUUCCAGACACUGCCUCCUGCUCCGAGUCAUGGCCCGCUUGGCCUGGUCUCCUCCCUGGACUGGAAGGCCCCCCACAGCCGGGAUCCCUUUGAGAAGUGCAUGCAGGACCCUGACUAUGAAUGGCUGCUCAAGGUCAUGACCUUGGGCCUCAACCGAACCAGGACGCCACAGAGGGUGAUCGUGGUGGGUGCUGGUGUGGCCGGGCUGGUGGCUGCCAAGGUGCUUGGUGAUGCCGGCCACAAGGUCAUUGUCCUAGAGGCAGACAGUAGGAUCGGGGGCCGCAUCUUAACCUAUCGGGAUAAGAAGACAGGCUGGAUUGGGGAGCUGGGUGCCAUGCGCAUGCCCACCUCACACAGAAUCCUGCACCAGCUGUGCCGGAAUCUGGGCCUCAACCUCACCAAGUUCAUGCAGUAUGACGAGAACGCAUGGACGGAGGUGCGGGAGGUGAAACUGCGCAACUUUGUGGUGGACAAGAUGCCUGAGAGACUGGGCUAUAAGUUGCGGGCUCGGGAGCAAGGCCACUCACCGGAGGAGAUCUACCAGAUGGCGCUUAGCAAGGCCAUCAGAGAUGUCAAAACCAUGGGGUGCAAAAGGGCAAUGAAGAAGUUUGACAAACUCACGCUCCUGGGAUACCUUCUUGGGGAGGGGAAUAUAAGCCAGCCCGCCGUGCGGCUCCUGGGUGAUGUGAUGUCCAAGGACGGCUUCUUCUAUCUCAGCUUCUCCGAGGCCCUGCGGGCCCACAGCUGCCUCAGCGACCAGCUCCGGUACCUCCGCAUCGUGGGCGGGUGGGACCUGUUGCCACGUGCGCUGCACAACUCGCUAUCGGGUUUGGUGCUGCUGCACUCGCCGGUCGUUGGGAUAACGCAGACAACAAAGGAAGUGCAUGUGCACAUCAGGGACGACACUCGGUCCCAGCACCAGAAGGUCAUGGCUGCCGAUGCGGUGGUGCUGACGGUCAGUGGGCCGGCGCUUCAGCGCAUGACCUUCAAGCCACCCCUGCCACUUAAGCAUCAGGAGGCGCUGCGCGCGCUGCACUACGUGCCGGCCACCAAGGUGUACCUGAGCUUCACCCAGCCCUUCUGGAAUAAGGAGCACAUCCGGGGUGGCCACUCCAACACGGACCGCCCAUCGCGCAUCAUCUUCUACCCAGCACCGGGCGAGGGCGCGCUGCUGCUGGCCUCGUACACGUGGUCCGACGCCGUGGCCCCAUUCGCCGGCCUGAGCGUGCAGGCAGCGCUGCGCUUGGCACUCAAUGAUUUGGCGAUGCUACACGGAUCCGUCGUCUACCAGUUCUGGGAUGGCACUGGCGUGGUCAAGCGCUGGGCCGACGACCCACACAGCCAGGGCGGCUUCGUGGUGCAGCCGCCGGGGCUCUGGCCCAUAAGCCAGGAGCCCAGCUGGUUCUCCCCCUACAGCCGCAUCUACUUCGCCGGCGAGCACACGGCCUACCCGCAUGGUUGGGUGGAAACGGCCGUGAAGUCAGCGCUGCGGGCCGCAGUGGCCAUCAACAGACAGAAGCGGGGCCAUGCGGUGCCCGGGCAGGACAAGGUGCGGCAGCAGCAUGGCAGUGGGGGGGGGCACUGA